This is a messenger RNA of Rhea pennata, 1097 nucleotides long. RefSeq names its product distal-less homeobox 3 (gene DLX3). NCBI's taxonomy places the organism in Eukaryota, Metazoa, Chordata, Aves, Rheiformes, Rheidae. Gene Ontology annotation, biological process: epithelial cell differentiation; embryo development; regulation of transcription by RNA polymerase II. Gene Ontology annotation, molecular function: RNA polymerase II cis-regulatory region sequence-specific DNA binding; DNA-binding transcription factor activity, RNA polymerase II-specific. The transcript has 3 exons. Bases 5 to 856 code for a protein of 283 amino acids. The record is from RefSeq and is a predicted model, not a curated record.
AGCGAUGAGCGGCUCCUUCGACAAGAAGCUCUCCAGCAUCCUCACCGACCUCUCGGGCUCGCUGAGCUGCCAUGCCGCCUCCAAGGACUCCCCCACCUUGCCCGAGUCCUCCGUCACCGACCUGGGCUACUACACCAGCCAGCACGACUACUACGCGGGCCAGUCGUACAGCCAGCCCGUGAGCCACUACCCCUACCACCAGUUCAACCUCAACGGCAUCGGGGCCACCGGCACCUACUCGCCCAAGUCCGACUACUCCUACAGCCCUUCGUACCGCCAGUACGGCCACUACAGGGACCAGCAGCUCCCAGCCCAGGAAGCAGUGUCGGUGAAGGAGGAGCCGGAGCCGGAGGUGCGGAUGGUCAACGGGAAGCCCAAGAAGAUCCGCAAGCCGCGGACCAUCUACUCCAGCUACCAGCUGGCGGCUCUGCAACGCCGCUUCCAGAAAGCCCAGUACCUGGCGCUGCCCGAACGGGCCGAACUGGCCGCCCAGCUGGGGCUCACCCAGACCCAGGUGAAGAUCUGGUUCCAGAACCGCCGCUCCAAGUUCAAGAAGCUGUACAAGAACGGCGAGGUGCCGCUGGAGCACAGCCCCAACAACAGCGACUCCAUGGCCUGCAAUUCCCCCCCUUCGCCGGCCGUCUGGGACAGUAACUCGCACGGCAGCGCGGCGGGCCGGACCCCGCUCCCGCAGCCGCUCCCCUACAGCUCUUCGCCCGGCUUCCUGGAGGAGCACAACCCCUGGUACCACCCCCAGACCCUCAGCGCGCCCCACUUACCCCACCAGCCGCCGCCGGCCGCCACGAUGCAUCACACCUCCCCGGGGCCUCCUCCCAACCCCGGCGCCGUGUACUAGCCGCGAGAAAGGGAACGAGAGACAGUGGCAGAACUUCUCCUUCUAUUUUUUUUUCUUUUUUUUCUCUGUUUUUCCCCCGCUCCAGUUCUGGGCUUUUUUUUUUUUCUUUUUUUUUCUUUUUUCUUUUUCGGAAAUGUGUUUCCCGGACACACAUGUACACACACCCCUAUAUAUACACAUAUAUAUCCUAGGCUCUCCCAGCUCAUCUCAGGAACAGCAGGACUGCAAGGGUUAAACUCGA